Quercus lobata is the source of this 740-nucleotide messenger RNA. It is a transcript of the gene CML30, whose product is annotated as Calcium-binding EF-hand family protein. The transcript has a single exon. Bases 73 to 630 code for a protein of 185 amino acids. Gene Ontology annotation, molecular function: calcium ion binding. NCBI's taxonomy places the organism in Eukaryota, Viridiplantae, Streptophyta, Magnoliopsida, Fagales, Fagaceae. The record is from RefSeq and is a predicted model, not a curated record.
UUAGAAGUUCAAAUCUAACAUAAAUUUUAGUAUCUCCCACCCACUAAUCAACUGGGAAACAACAUCACACAAAUGUCGAAGAUGAGCUUCCUAGAAUUCCAAUAUAACCUCUCCAAAAGAAAGUUCUUGCGAAAGCCAUCCCAUUUGUUCUCCUUUCGGGACAGGCAAAGCUCAGGCUUAAAACUUGCUUUCGAGCCGAAUUUAGAUGAGAUGAAGCAAGUGUUUGAUAAGUUUGAUUCCAACAGAGAUGGGAAGAUUUCUCAGCAAGAGUACAAGGCCAUGUUGAGAGCUAUGGGAAAAGACCACAUGAUUGGAGAUGUGCCAAAUAUUUUCAAAGUGGUUGAUUUGGAUGGUGAUGGUUUUAUUAAUUUCAAAGAGUUCAUGGAUGUCCAAAAGAAAGGUGGUGGGGUUAGAACUUUGGACAUACAGGGUGCAUUUCGAACGUUUGAUUUGAAUGGUGAUGGGAAAAUAAGCCCAGAUGAAGUUUUAGCCAUGUUAAGGAAGCUUGGGGAGAGAUGCACCAUAGAGGACUGCAAGAGAAUGGUGAGAGCAGUGGACACUGAUGGAGAUGGUAUGGUUAACAUGGAUGAAUUCAUGACUAUGAUGACUCAGAACAUGCAGCAUGGUUAGAGGGGUCUAGCCGUGUGAGUAGAAGGGGCUUCUUUUGGUUAGAUUGGCUAGAUUCCAUUGUAAAAGAUUUGCCCAAAAAAAUCAAUGUGAAAGUAUUUUACUAAUGUAGU